Molecule: messenger RNA, 531 nt
Organism: Nipponia nippon (crested ibis)
Lineage: Eukaryota; Metazoa; Chordata; Aves; Pelecaniformes; Threskiornithidae
Source: RefSeq, a predicted model, not a curated record
AUGGAGAGCAGCAUGAAGCAGGUGGUGAUUGAAGAGCCACUGCGGUCCCUGUGCUUCGUGCCUCGCCUGCUCUGCUACCUGCCCCGCAAGCUCCUCAGCUGCCACCACCUCAAGUGCCUCCUCAUCGUGGUGGUGGUGGUGGUCCUGCUGGUGGUCAUCAUCGCCGGCGCCUUGCUGAUGUGGCUGCGCGCGGACCAGCGGCAUGCUGACACCGUCCUGCGGAUGGGGUUGUGGAGAGGACCGGCCUGGGAAGAGGAUGUGGCCACUUUCUACCUGGACGGUGGGGAUGGAAACCCGGCCACGGUCAUCUAUGAUUACAAGAACCUGCUGGUGAGCUACAGAUCCCAGCUCCACCGCGCCUGCUACAUCACCCGCGUGGACAAGGACAACAUCCCAGGGCUGGACACCGUUGCCGAGACCUUCCAGCGCCGGCAGGCUGAAAAGAGGCUCGCCAUGCCCCUGGCUGAUCGCUCCCUCCUGGGCACCACGGCGAGCAUCCUCUGCAGCAUCAUCCCCGUCUACUGGGCUUAG